AUGGAUUCCAACAAUCCAACAGAUCGCUCCACCCUCCCUUGGGAAGAAGAGCCUGCUGGCGGAAAUCAGAAUGAUAGUACUCAACCGCCGCCCCAGGACACUGCUUCUCAACCAGGUCAAGGCCAGAGUGGUAAUCCAGAAAAUCGCGAGCAUCCGCUGGCGUUUUCUGUUGGCACGAUGUUUAUUAUCGCCCCUCAAGGAGGAGGAGGAGGAGCUGAUGGAAACGAAAAUGAAAACUUUAUUAACCCAUUUCAACCUCCAGUAAAGCGAGCUCUUAAGGAAGCUUGGGAUUCUUUUGAAGAGGUCUCUUCCGAGCAACUCCCUGAUAUAAGCUGCCCCAUUUGCUAUGAUGAUAUGAAUAUAAAUGAAGAGACCACGGCUACUCGUAUGCCUUGUGGUCAUAUUUUUGGUAAAAACUGUCUUAAAAUCUGGCUCGACGAUCACUGUAGUUGUCCUCUUUGUCGCAAAGAAGUGCCACAUGAAACGAUUGGCUCUUCUCAUCCUCCUGUCCUGUUUAUCAUUCCUCAUUCCAACCAUCGUCCUCAAAAUCAGGGCGAAAAUGCCGAACAAGCUCCUGCUGAAAAUACUAAUCCUUUCUUUUCACUCGCUCAACAACAACGUCCAGAGGGCGCGGAACCCAACGCUACUCCUGCAAAUGGUGCAAAUGAGGGUACACCCACUCCUCCCCGUAUCGCCUUGAAUCGCAUACGCUUCGUCCUUGCACCUCAUCGUACGCCUCAAACGACAGAGUCGGCAUCUGAUUCUCCAUCUGUAUCAAAUUCACCAGCACUGUCGACUUCUCAGCCACAGCGCGAAAAUCCCAUUGAUUCCAACUCCAAUGCCCCGUCGACGGAGCCUGCUCCACCGGCGUCUUCUCUGCCUCGUCCUCCUAUCACCCUGACGUCUCUUUUCAACUCCUUCCUUUCUAAUCCUUUGGAUCGUAAUCUGCCCUCAAUGCGUACAGAUGCCGCUUCAGAUGCGGAAAGACAGAAUGCUCCACCAGCAGAGUCCCAAAACUCAGAGGUUGGUGCUGCUCGGCCGAUUGAGCCGUCAACCCUAGUUCAGCCUCCAAAUAUACUGAACUUUCCUCCAUUUAUUCCCCCGGCUGGUCAGCCAAACACCGCUCAAACACCUGAGUCAGGUGAUGCUUCUGGUCGGCCAUCAACCCAAUUUAUUACCUUCCAUGGUUUGCCUUCCCUUGCAGAUUUGCCUACCGUGUUGGAAAGUUUGUUUCGUCCCAAUGGUUUGCUAAAUCUUCAAAACCAUGCCAGACAGGCUCAGAAUGCUGAAGGAGAACCCUCUGUUGGUCGUGAAGGCAAUGUCGAUCAAAAUAUGAAUGAACAAGAACAAGCUGCUAAUACUACCGAACCUUCUGAAGAAGACCGUACAAGACCUGAAGGAGCUACAUCUACGAAUCCUAUGAUUCAUAUCUACUUCUUUCGUCCACCUAAUGCCGAUGCAACUGUUACUGCUCCAACAAACACAGGAGAGACUCAAACAAACAACGAUGGUUCUAAUGAAGAUCGCAGCACAACUGAAAGUGGCAGAGAUUCUUUAGAAAAUAAUGAAAGCCGUUCUAGAUUAUCUUCAGCUCUUCCUUCAGGGUUAAGACACCUUAGUGAAAUGGGUCAACGCAUAGUUAGAAGAUUCCAAGAGGAGUUUGAAAAUCGUAUGCGACAAACGACUGAGCAUCCUCAACAGGAGCAAGCUACUAACCAAGCAGAAGCUCCUCAAAAUCAAACUAGUACCAGUGUUGCCGUUCCAAGUGCAUCUCCAUCACAACCUGAGCUGCCUUCAGCUAAUACUGCCAGCGUUAUCGACGAAGGCGUUAAUGUCGAUCGACCUUCCGUCUCUACUCCAUCGGAAGCAGUUAGUAGUGACAUUGGAGAAACGAGCAGAAUUCCAUCAGGAGCUAGUACUCCUCGCAUGGUAGCUCCUGUCGCCCGUAGAAAUGUGCGUCAUCAUCCUUACAGUCGACCAACAUCUACCAAACCUCAGUGUCAGCUUGGAGACCAAGGUGGCUGUAGUCCAAAUGAUAGAUUUCUACAUUUUGAGUGCGGUCACUCUGUACAUCAAUCAUGUUACCAUGACUCACCAGAGAAUAGACAAAUGGAUGAGGUUGACGAACAAUGUCCAAAAUGUCGCCAACAGAAUGAAAAAUAG
Messenger RNA from Schizosaccharomyces cryophilus OY26, 2163 nucleotides. Its product is annotated as sir antagonist. Bases 1 to 2163 code for a protein of 720 amino acids. The transcript has a single exon. NCBI's taxonomy places the organism in Eukaryota, Fungi, Ascomycota, Schizosaccharomycetes, Schizosaccharomycetales, Schizosaccharomycetaceae. The record is from RefSeq and is a predicted model, not a curated record.